This is a messenger RNA of Oncorhynchus masou masou (cherry salmon), 2092 nucleotides long. Its product is annotated as coiled-coil domain-containing protein 136-like. Bases 501 to 1886 code for a protein of 461 amino acids. The record is from RefSeq and is a predicted model, not a curated record. Gene Ontology annotation, biological process: single fertilization; acrosome assembly. Gene Ontology annotation, cellular component: acrosomal membrane. The transcript has 9 exons. NCBI's taxonomy places the organism in Eukaryota, Metazoa, Chordata, Actinopteri, Salmoniformes, Salmonidae.
GUUAAGCCGUUUUAAUCUGUAAGGAAAGAUAUAGAGGGAGGAUAGAAGGAGACGGAAUUAAUCAGACAGCGGUAUUUAGUAUGAGAACCUUUACUAAUGAGGCCUGCGUAGUUAACACAACGAGAAAAGAGAAUCGGAGGGAGAGAGAGAGAGAGAGUGUGUGUGUGUGUGUGUGUGUGUGUGUGUGUGAGAGAGAGGGGAUGGAGGGAGGGAGGAGUGAACGACAGACGGGAAAUGAAUCGCAAGCUGCAGGAGAAUAGGUUGUCAGCAUCCAGAGCUCCAAGGUCUGACUCUCAUUAAAGGAUGGAGGGGCUGCUGCAGCUGAGUCUACCCGGAGCUUGAGGAGCCUUCCUGGGCUUCAUCUGCGUCAUCUUCCCCCUGUCUCUCUCUGCUCUGGUCCCCCUAUACUCACUCAUCACUCGACCUCUGCAGUACAAGAGAGCAUCUGGACCCACACGACACCUCCCCCUAAUCCCCCACACUGAGUUGCCAGGGCAACCAUGGACGGACUACGCCUGCCACCGGUCAUUGAGGAGGUCAUGGACCCUGCAGAUGACAUAUGUGCCCUGAAGGUGGAGAGGCCUGGCAUUGUGGACAUGCUGACGGCCAAAGAGAGGGAGACCCUGGAGGAGAACGAUGUGAAGGAGGAGAAAGAGAAGGAGGUAGAGGUGGGGAACGGAGAGAAGGGCCAGCAGGAGGACCAGGGAGAGGAGAAGGAGGUGAAAGUGGAGGGGGAGGAGGUGGAAAGAGUAAUGUUAGAGGAGGAUGACUUGGAGGAGUUGAAGUCCCAGGUGUUGCAGCUGGUGUUGGAGCUGGAGGAGGCCAGGGAGGUGUCUCAACAACAUGAAGAGAGCUUCAUGGAGAUCCAGGGUCUGUUGGAAGAUGAGCGUCUGGCUAGUGCUCACCAGGCAGAGAGCUUUACCAGACAGAUCCAGAGACUGCAAGCUCAGCUGCGUUCAGUCCAGGAGGAGAUGGACUCUCUGGAGGAGGAGAAGGAGAGUGAGCUGGGUGAGGUGCAGGAGGAGCUGAGGUCUGCCCAGGAGGAGGUGCUGGUUCUGCAGCAGGCGGGGGAGGAGGCAGCAGCGGAGAGGGAGAACGACAUCGCCUCCCUACAGGAGGAGCUGUGUCGUCUGAGGGCCGAGCUGCAGCGUCUCCGCACCACGGCCCAAGAGUACGAGCUGGAGAUCACCACCCUGCGGGCUGAAAUCAGUAUGAAGAGCAUGAGGAGGGAGAGAGAGACUGACGGUGAGGUAAGCCAGCUGACGGCGGAGUGUCAUGCGAUUUCAGACGAGUGUCAGACCCUGAAGGACGAAAACAAACAGCUGAGCCACAAACUGCAGCAGCUACAGCAGGAGCGAGCCGGCUCCAAUGAUGUCUAUCUGGCCUUGAGAGGGGAGGGGGACGAAGACCAGAAGGAUGAGGGUGUUGGGCAGGAUGAGGACUCAGUGAAAGCUGGAGGCUACAUGACCCUUUCCCAGACCCAGGGUGGGCAGACCCAGACUGGUCAAGGUGGGCGCUUGGUGGAUGCCUCCAUCCAGAAGAAUAUCUCGUUUGAUGGCAAGCCCAUCACCAAUUGGAACGGGGGACCCUCUGAAGUCUUCUCCCUACGAGACCAGCUCAAACUGACUGAGGAGAGGUCCUCGCAAGUACAGAGACAAUGUGAAGGGUUGAAGGGGGAGCUUGCGGAACUUCAGGGGCUGUUUGACUGCAGCCAGAAGGAGAGGGCGGAGCUGGAGCAGGAACUGCAUCACUGCAGGGUGGAGCUAGAGAGGCUGGGUGGCAGGAAGUCACAGGAGAGCGAGGGAGGCUGGAACCUGGUGGAGGUGGUUGCCGUGGCAGCGCUUGUAGUCCUGAUAGUCCCCAGCCUUUCCAGAGCGUUUACCUGAGGACUACACAGAACGGAAGUCACUGUACAGGAAAUGACUGUGCUGGUUUCCCCUGGCAACAUGGACAAUGCCAUGCCCCUAUCUCAUGAUGCCCUUGUCAAGUCUCCUCCUCACUUCAUCUUCCAAGGAGGACUGCAUUGACAACUGACAUUUUCACCAGGAAAUACAACACAACAAGGAAGUAGUCUCAAGGAGAAAUACAUAUA